This is a messenger RNA of Nicotiana tabacum (common tobacco), 2491 nucleotides long. Its product is annotated as putative serine/threonine-protein kinase PBL25. Gene Ontology annotation, molecular function: protein kinase activity; ATP binding. NCBI's taxonomy places the organism in Eukaryota, Viridiplantae, Streptophyta, Magnoliopsida, Solanales, Solanaceae. Gene Ontology annotation, biological process: protein phosphorylation. The record is from RefSeq and is a predicted model, not a curated record.
UUCCUCUCCAAGUGAUUUAUUUUUCCUACAAUUUCUAACACCUCCACAACCUUAGGGUCCAUUGAUAGAAGGAGCCAUAUCAUUGCAAAACGUACAUUGGAGAUCAAUAUGGAAUUAUAUUCUUUUACAAGACAUGUUCGCAUUAAAAAAACUAUAUAGAUUGCUUCGAAAUAAUAUCUUUACGUUGACCCUUUCUUGAACCAGAACCGGGGAGGAUGAGAGGAAAGGGCCAUUGCCACCCCUUUUCCUCCUCCUAACUAUUUUUUUUCGUUUCUUACCUAAAAGCUUUUGAACGUGAUGAUCAUGAAUUUAUGUACAAUCAUGCAUUUUUCUUUUUAAACAUUUUGGAAUCUUGAGAGGGACAACGUGAAGAAAUAUUUUUUUUUUCUUGUAGACUUUUUCCAUUUGAGUUCCAUUUGUAAAUAGACACAAUUCAUAUUAAUUCUUAUAUAUUUCGAAAAAGAGAUUUUUUUUUUCUUGAGGGGACCGUGGAAGUUUUUUUUGAUCUUUUGAGAGGAUCAAGAACAUGAGUUGCCUCCCUUGCUUCAAGAAAAAAUCCGAAUCGCCGCAGGAGGAGCUGCCGGUAGCUCAGCCUAAAGAGAUCGCAACCAUCCCACCACAUCCCGCUGAACCCUUUCAGAAAGACGACAAUAACCCUAUCGAAAAUGGUAACACCAAUGCUAAGACUUUCACAUUCCGUGAGCUUGCCAGUGCAACAAAGAAUUUCAAGCAAGAAUGCCUGAUAGGUGAAGGUGGAUUCGGAAGAGUGUUCAAGGGAACGCUUCAAGGCGGACAGGUUGUGGCAGUGAAGCAACUAGACAGGAGUGGAACACAAGGAAACCAGGAGUUUCUUGUUGAGCUCUCAAAGUUGACUCUCCUUAAGCACCCAAAUCUGGUCAAUCUCAUUGGAUAUUGUGCUGAUGGCGAUCAGCGGAUUUUGGUCUUUGAAUACCUGCCUAUGGGUUGCGUAGAAGACCAUCUCCUUGACCUCAAAGAUGGGAAAAAGCCAUUAGAUUGGCUAUCCAGAAUGAAGAUAGCUUCAGGUGCUGCUAAUGGACUCGAGUAUCUACACGAAAAGGCCAAUCCACCAAUUAUUUAUCGUGAUCUGAAACCCUCAAACAUUCUACUGGAUCAAGAUUUCAAUCCUAAACUUUCAGAUUAUGGUAUUGCUAAGCUUGCAGGUGGAGGGAGUAGGACAAAUAUGUCUCCAAUGAUGGUGGGAAAUGGUUAUUGUGCUCCAGAGUUUGAAAGAUCGGGUGAACUCUCUAUGAAGUCAGAUGUAUACUGUUUUGGAGUUGUCUUGCUUGAACUUAUAACAGGGCGUCGCGUAGUGGAUACAUCAAGGCCAGCAGACGAGCAAAAUCUAGUUGCUUGGGCACAACCCUUUUUCAGGGAUCCAAAGAGGUUCCCUGAAUUGGCAGAUCCGCGUCUUGGAAAGAAGUUUCCUGCCAAAAGUUUAAAUCAAGCAGUUGGGGUUGCCGCAAUGUGUCUUCAAGACGAACCAAUGGUUCGUCCUUUAAUUGGUGAUGUUGUGGCAGCUCUUAGUUUUCUUACAAUGCCACAACCCGAUGACCCUAUUCCUAGUUCGCCUCCAGCUCCAACCCCAACAUCAAAUAUGGAUAAGUCAAACAAAGAUCAACAGAGUUCAGAAAAUGAGGACCAAGGUGAUUCAGAUGAUGAGGAUCAAGGCGAUUCAAAUAAUGAGGAUGCAAGCAGUGAGAGUGACCAGCAAAGCAAUGAAAAAGUCCAUGACAAACAAUAUUCUCAAAAGGUCCAUGACAAACAACGGUCUCAAAAAGCUCAUGAUAAUCAAGAGGAUGAUAGAGGAAGUUCAGAUUAUGGAUACGGAAGCGGAUCGGGAUCAUCAGAAUAUGAGGAUGACAGUGGAGAUGAACAAGGAGAGGUGACAACAAAAUCUGGAAAAUGGGGUUCUGCAGGUUCGAGACAUAAAAGCAAGGUAAAAUCCCGCUCUAGAAGUGUCAACUCAAGUUCAAGUAGCGGAACAUCCAACAGUAAUAUCACAAGGGAGCGUCAAGAGAAAGCAACUGUUGAAUCUAAUGGGAAAUAAUGUGAGUCUUGCAACAGCAUGGAUUCAAAUUUAAGUCACAGAUAGAGAACUUGGUUUGAGUACAAAACAAAGAUCCAAGAGAGCAAUUGCUAGCACAAAUCGCAGAAGUAAAAGCAACAUGGAAUCAAGUAAUGUAAGUAUUGAUUUCGUUAAGGCAACAAAGCAACUUAAAUUCUAAUUAUGGAAGUUUUGGUGCAUCAAGUCACAGCACAAGGAAGAAUCAUAACGUUAAAGUAAUGGUUCAAAUCAUCACCAGAGUAUAGAAUUAAAAGCAUGUAACUGUACCUUGUAAUUAAACUUUUUUCAUAUUUCAUAUUUCCAUUUUGACAAACUUAAUUUUACAUUUUGGCUAUGAUUAGUGUUGACACAAGUGAUUAUUUGAGUGAGCUUUUUGAGUAAGAUGUUUCACUAACAUUAAAUAUA